ACAAAGAUUUUUGGGAUUUUUAUUUUGAAAAAAAGGGUAACAGUUGAUUUUGUUUUGCCACUUGGCGUAAUUUCAUUUAUGGGGGGCAGUGACCAAGAAGUGGGGUAACUGUGGAGGGUGCCAAACUAAAGACAACAAAUAAACCAAAGUACAGAGUAACUGCAAGUCCCACAACUCACAAAUGCAAGGGAAGAUCAGGAAAUGAAAUGAAGUCCUACCCUCCUUUUUCUUUUUCAUCCUCUCUCUCUCUCCUCGUCAUAUUUUCAACAAGAAAAGCUGAAGUGUCUUUGACGUGUAGUGGAAUGUGGUGGAAAAUGAGCAUAACAUAAUGGACCAACAUGUUAAAGCAAGAAAAUGUAACAAUUCAACAAACCCAUCUGGGUUUUGAUCCUCUAAUCUUCCAAAAAAACAAAAACCCCACUCUUUUUGGUGGUUUGAAGGUAAACACCAUACACCAUAUGACCAUUAUUUUCAAUUUUCUAAGCCAGUUCUCACUGUUUCCAUUUUUUUUAAUCCACCUUUUUUCUUUUAAAGACCUGGAUUUUGCUUUAGAUUCAAGUUCUCUUUUUUACUCACCUCUUUGCUUUCUCCUUUCUCUACCUUGUCUUUCACUAAGAAUUGGUUAUCUAACUCCUUUCUUUGUCACAGCAAGAAAAAAAGGUCAGUUUUUUUUUUUCUUGCUAUGGCAAUUAAGGGUCUAACUUGGAAUAUCCUUUUGUCUCCUGUAAUUUGGUGACUGUGCAUUCAUGUGAAUUUGGUGCUGUUUCUGAUCUGGGAUUCAUCAGACUCUGUUGUUUCUGCAUAUUUUUCAUUCUCUUUCUGGCAAAAGCCUGCCCGAUUGGUUAGCAAAUAUAAUUUUACAUAAUGGGUUGGCUGACCAAGAUUUUUAAAGUUUCAAGUAAUAAAGGGCGAUAUUAUGGGAGAUAUGGAAAUGAUAGAACGUGGGAUGAGCCUCGCCAUUCAGCGGAAGACUCAGAUGGUUUUGACAAAGAUGAAAUUGAUUGUGCUGUUGCACUUUCCCUUUCAGAAGUAGACCAAACAGGCAAGAAAGUAAUAGAGGACGAGUCUGAACCGGAGGAGGAAUCAGAUGAGGAGGAACAAGAUACUAAAGGUCAUGUAGAGGAUGAGGAUGACCAAUAUGCUGAAUCUCAUGAGGAGCAGGAAGAUGACAGAUAUGCUAAAGCUCAUGUAGAAGAAGAGGAUGACCAAUAUGCCAUAGUUCAACCGGAAGGGGAUGAAGAACAUGCUAAAGUUCAAUUGGAAGAAGAUGAGCAACUUGCUAAGGCUAUUCAAGAAAGUUUGCAUGUGGAGUCUCCAUCUCGUAAUGAUCAUUUGGGUUUAUUUUCACCUUAUCCCUUCUUUUCAGCUAGUUACAGAAUCUGUGCUGGUUGCAAUGCCGAGAUUGGCUAUGGGCGAUACUUGAAUUGCUUGAGUGCUUUUUGGCAUCCAGAAUGUUUUCGCUGUCAUGCUUGCAACCAGCCAAUUAAUGAUUAUGAGUUCUCAGUUUCAGGGAAUCACCCUUUUCAUAAAUCCUGCUUUAAAGAGCAGCAUCAUCCGAAAUGUGAUGUUUGCAAGAAAUUUAUACCAACAAAUCCAGCUGGUCUUAUUGAGUAUCGAGCACAUCCCUAUUGGAUGCAAAAGUACUGCCCGUCGCAUGAGCAUGAUGGCACUCGUCGCUGUUGUAGUUGUGAAAGAAUGGAGCCAACAGAUGCAAAAUAUUUAUCACUUGAUGAUGGUCGGAAGCUGUGUCUAGAGUGUCUAGAUUCUGCAAUUAUGGAUACUCAUGAAUGCCAGCCUCUUUACCUUGAAAUCCAAGAAUUUUAUGAAGGAUUAAAUAUGAAAGUGGAACAACAGGUCCCUCUACUUUUGGUUGAGAGGCAAGCUCUAAAUGAGGCCAUGGAGGGAGAAAAGAAUGGGCAUCAUCACUUACCAGAAACUAGAGGACUCUGCUUGUCCGAAGAACAGACUGUUACCACUGUCUUAAGGAGGCCUAAGAUUGGGGCAGGCUAUCGGUUCAUAGACAUGAUAACUGAACGUCACAGGCUAAUUCGUCAAUGUGAAGUUACAGCCAUUCUCAUUUUGUAUGGUCUUCCUAGGUUGCUGACAGGAACUAUCCUAGCUCAUGAGAUGAUGCACGCCUGGCUCAGGCUUAAAGGUUACCCUAAUUUGAGUCCAGAGGUUGAGGAAGGUAUAUGUCAGGUUUUGGCGCACAUGUGGCUGGAUUCUGAGAUGUACGCUGCAUCAGGAAGUGAUGCUGCUUCAUCGUCAUCAUCUUCAUCAUCGUCAUCAGCAUCAUCCUCUUCCUCAUCGUCAAAGAAAGGCAAGCGGUCUGACUUUGAGAAGAAACUUGGUGGUUUUUUCAAGCACCAGAUCGAGUCAGACACAUCCACAGCUUAUGGAGAGGGAUUUAGGCAAGGUAUUCGUGCAGUGAACAAGUAUGGUCUUAAAAGAACCCUUGAUCAUAUUCAGAUGACAGGAAGCUUUCCUUUCUGAUAUACAAACUGAACAAUAACCUGUCUUUCCCUUUAAAUCAUUCAAGAACCGGCAUCCUAUCAUAUUAAAUCAUAUAUGAUCCAAAGCCAUACAGGUUAAUACAGGAUAAAACUUAAUAAGCAAAAUGAAAAUGUUCAUCUGCAACUAUUGUAAUUUUCCCCUCACAUAGUAUGUUACUUGUUACUACACUGUACUUGAGUACUUGUGAACCAUGAGAAAUAGAAUCCCACCAAUACGUAUAGUAUAUUUUACAUUGUACACACCUUUUUAUUUAUUUUUUUUAUAGUAUAUCAUGUAUUAUAAUUGAGAUGCAAUUAUAGUGCUCAAUGCAGGUCCAGUCUGAAUUU
This is a messenger RNA of Durio zibethinus, 2840 nucleotides long. RefSeq names its product protein DA1-related 1-like. Lineage: Eukaryota; Viridiplantae; Streptophyta; Magnoliopsida; Malvales; Malvaceae. Gene Ontology annotation, molecular function: ubiquitin binding. The record is from RefSeq and is a predicted model, not a curated record.